This is a messenger RNA of Seriola dumerili (greater amberjack), 1990 nucleotides long. Its product is annotated as E3 ubiquitin-protein ligase TRIM39-like. Bases 111 to 1763 code for a protein of 550 amino acids. The record is from RefSeq and is a predicted model, not a curated record. The transcript has 2 exons. Gene Ontology annotation, molecular function: protein binding; zinc ion binding. NCBI's taxonomy places the organism in Eukaryota, Metazoa, Chordata, Actinopteri, Carangiformes, Carangidae.
CAGCUGUGCUGGAGCCGACAUGAGUCUCUGUGUCUGAGGAUUAAUAAAACUUUUUCAGGAUCAUCAUCAGGGUCAGUUUCUCCUCUCUUCAGCUCACACAGUGUGUCACCAUGUCAGCCACCAGCUGUCUGCUAACUGAGGAGCAAUUUCUCUGCUGCAUCUGUCUGGAUGUUUUCACUCUCCCGGUCACUAUCCCAUGUGGACACAACUUCUGCAAGAGCUGCAUCACACAGCACUGGAAUGUCAACAGCAUCCACUGCCAGUGUCCCAUGUGUAAAAAACAUUUUAAAACGCGACCCGAACUGACCGUCAACACCUUCAUAUCUGAGAUGGCCACUGAGUUCAGACAGUCGGCGGGAAACAAAGGCAGCCGGGGCUCAGAGAUACAAGUGGCCAAACCGGGAGAUGUGCCCUGUGACAUCUGCAGCGGAACGAAACUCAAGGCUCUGAAGUCGUGCUUGACGUGUUUCGCCUCGUACUGUGGUGUCCACGUGGAUCCUCAUCUGACGGCUGGACCGCUGAAGAGACACUCGCUGGUGGAUCCUAUAGUGAACAUAGAGGACAGGGUGUGUUCAAAGCACAAAAAACCACUGGAGCUGUUCUGCAAGACGGACCAGACGUGCGUGUGCUCCCUCUGCACUGUUUCAGAGCACGUGGCGCACAACAUUGUGUCUCUGAAAGACGAAUAUGAAGCAAAGAGUGCUGAGCUGGAGCGGGCGGAGGCUGAGAUCCAGCACAUGAUCCAAGAGAGACGGCUGAAGAUCCGGCAGAUUGAGCGCUUAAAAACGUACAGCAAGGAAGACGCAGAGCGAGAGAUAGUGGACGGCGUUCAGAUCUUCACCGCUCUGAUGCAGACUGCCGAGAGACGUCUGAACCAGCUCAUCGAAGGGAUCGAGGAGAGGCAGAAGUCAACAGAGGAACAGGCCGACCGCCUCAUCACUGAACUGGAACAAGAAAUCUCUGCGCUGACGACGAGAACCGCUGAGGUCCAGCAGCUCUCACGCACUCAAGACCAUCUCCUCCUCCUGCAGAGCUUCACAUCCAUGAACGCUGCUCCCUGCACCAAGAACUGGACCGAGGUCAGAGUCCGCCCGCCGUCGUACGAGGGGACAGUGGUGAAAGCUGUGGAUGAGCUGGAGGAGAUGCUCAGCAGGGGAAAGCAGAAGCUGCUUCACAAUGCCAGGCUGAAUAGGGUUCGGCAUUACGCAACGGAUGUGACUCUUGAACCUCAUACGGCGAAUCCCUGGCUCAUCCUGUCUGACGAUGGGAAACAAGUGAGGUGUGGCGAGGUGAGGAGGGACCUGCCCGACAACCAGGAGAGGUUUUCUCUUUAUGCAAAUGUCUUGGCACGGCAGAGUUUCUCCUCUGGAAGAUUCUACUACGAGGUUCAGGUUGCAGGGAAGACGGACUGGACUCUGGGAGUGACCAAAAGGUCGGUCAACAGAAAGGGAAUAAUCCCACUGAGUCCUGUGAAUGGCUACUGGGCUCUGGGUUUGAGGAAUAGAAACGAGUACCUUACUCUAGCCAGCCCCGUUGUCAGCCUCAGUCUGACGGCAGGACCUCAGAGGGUGGGGGUGUUUGUGAGUUACGAAGAGGGUCUGGUCUCCUUUUAUGACGUGGAUGCUGCAGUUCAUCUCUACUCCUUCACUGGCUGCUGCUUCACGGGGGAACUCAGCCCUUUCUUCAGCCCCGGUCUUCAUCACGGCGGCCUGAACGCUGCCCCUCUGAUCAUUUCCCCGGUCAGCCUCGCCGAUCAGAUCUGAUUCUGUUAUUUGAGACUCUCACAGACUCUCACACCAUUGGUACAUCACAGGAGGAAACAUGGGUUCAGUCAACAACUCCUCCAACCUUAACAACCGUAUGGGUCAUUUUGAUUGGACCUUGGUUGUCACGGUUACUGUACAGAGAGCAGCGCACUGACCAUCGCCAUGGUUACAAUAAUAACGGUCACGGCUCGGUUAGGUUUAGGAAAACAUGGUGAUUCAGGUUA